AUGAACAGCGCCGCUACGUCGUCACGAAGGAAGGUGGCCCGCGUCAUCAACUCCUUCCCCGUACCUGGCGCUGGCGUCAGAGCCACGUGCCUCAAAUCAGACUUUCACGAGGACGUGCGCAAGAUCGCCGACGAAGCCGACGCCAAAGGCAACCCGCAGUCGCGGGCGGAGAAGGUGAUCGUGGUGGGGGACCACUCUGUGGGCAAGACGUCCCUCGUGCGCCGCUUCUGUGAGGGCAAAUUCACGGACCAGUAUAAAGCCACCAUCGGGGUCGACUUCAUCUACCAAAAGUACCGCAUCCUCAAGCAGGACUUCACCCUUCACAUAUGGGACACGGCCGGGCAGGAGCAGUUCCGGUGCAUCUCCAAGGCCUACUUCCGGGGCGCCAGCGGCAGCAUCCUGGCCUUCGACCUGAGCAGCAAGGAGAGCUUCGACAACACCCGCGCCUGGCUCGAGGAGGUCCUCCGGGAGGUGACGCCUGGCCACAAGGUGUUCCUGGUGGGCCUCAAGGACGAUCUGCCGCACGCCAUCGACAAAGCGGAGGCCCGGAAGAUGGCCGAUGAGCUCAAAGCCGAGUACUGGGAGGUGAGCGCCAAGAAGGACCACAAUGUGAACGAGCUGUUCGAUCGCGUGGCCGCCGCGCUGUUCGAGCAGAGCAUACUGAAGGCCGAGGCCAAGAAGAACCCCACCAUCAACCUGCCGUCCUCGUCCAGCAGCUCCCGCACCGACUCAGCCAUCUCCGACAGAUACGUGGAGAAAAGUUUUGAGAGCAGCAAGCAGAACGCGGCCCAGGCCACCAACCAGGGCUACUGCUGCUGGUGA
This is a messenger RNA of Acanthamoeba castellanii str. Neff, 822 nucleotides long. RefSeq names its product RAB36 member RAS oncogene family protein. Bases 1 to 822 code for a protein of 273 amino acids. Lineage: Eukaryota; Discosea; Longamoebia; Acanthamoebidae. The record is from RefSeq and is a predicted model, not a curated record. The transcript is spliced from 9 exons. Gene Ontology annotation, molecular function: GTPase activity; GTP binding.